Molecule: messenger RNA, 3040 nt
Organism: Neltuma alba
Lineage: Eukaryota; Viridiplantae; Streptophyta; Magnoliopsida; Fabales; Fabaceae
Product: probable GTP diphosphokinase RSH2, chloroplastic
Exons: 17
Coding region: 309-2777 (822 amino acids)
Biological process (GO): guanosine tetraphosphate metabolic process
Cellular component (GO): chloroplast
Source: RefSeq, a predicted model, not a curated record
CAAACGUACUUUUUAUUGCCGGGAAAAAUAACUGCCACAACGACCAGCAAUACUCACAGAGACCCACCCACACAGCAUGCCCUCACCAUGCCAACGGUGCGCCAUGCUCCUCCACAGGACGACUUCCCCUUUUCUCCAUAGGUUGCAACCCUCUCACCCUUUUCGUCUUCGCAAUUCCUCCCGAUUCCGCUGUGUGCUUCACUCGAUCGUUCCCAAGUUCUCUGUCUCUUCCUCCUUGACCUCCGUUCUUACUCCCGAAAAUGUGAUUGCCGCUGCUGCCGCGGCUGCCAAUAGCUCCGGCUCUGUUCAUGGCGCUGUCUCCUCCGCCAUCACGCAGGUGGCCGUCACCGCUGUGGCUAUCGCUUCGGGGGCUUGUCUUUCCACUAAGGUUGAUUUCCUUUGGCCCAAAUUGGAGGAACAGCCAGGUGCUAUUAUACAGGAUGGAGUUGACAUUACAGGCUAUCCUGUAUUCAAUGAUGCGAAGGCAGGUGCAGAAGGCUAUUGCUUUUGCAAGAAAAGCACACCAUGGACAAAAGCGGAAAACAGGAGAACCUUAUUUAACACAUUGCAUUCAUACUGGAAGAAUUUUGGCGGCUUUGGUCCCAUCAAGUGGUAAACGAGCUGUUGAGACGGUUGUGGCUGGUAUUCUCCAUGAUGUGGUUGAUGAUACAUGCCAAAGUCUGCAAGACAUUGAAGAAGAGUUUGGCGAUGAUGUGGUUAGAUUGGUAGCUGGCGUUUCUAGGUUGAGUUAUAUAAAUCAGCUCUUACGCAGGCAUCGAAGGGUGAAUGUAAACCAGGGUGCCCUUGGCGAGGAAGAGGCAAGUAAUUUACGAGUUAUGCUUUUGGGAAUGGUUGAUGAUCCACGCGUUGUGCUGAUCAAGCUUGCAGAUCGACUUCACAAUAUGAGAACUAUUUAUGCUCUGCCACUACAAAAGGCUCAAGCCGUUGCAGAGGAGACCUUAAUUAUUUGGUGCUCACUUGCUUCUAGAUUGGGUUUGUGGGCAUUGAAAGCUGAAUUGGAGGAUCUAUGUUUUGCUGUUCUCCAGCCUCAGAUAUUUCGGAAGAUGAGGGCAGAACUAUCUUCAAUGUGGAGCCCCAGGGGCAGAACAGGAAACCUGAGAAGUUUAUCUCCAAAAGGAGGCCUGCUACCUUUGGACAAGAACAGUUCUACUUCCUCUGAUGAAUCCUUGAUGUUCAAUGAGGACGUCUCAAAUAUGAAGGAUCUUUUGGAGGCUGUAGUUCCAUUUGAUAUACUGUUAGAUAGGAGAAAACGAGCUACCUUUCUCAGCAGUAUUGGGAACAGUCUUGAGACUUGUGUGAAGCCUAAGGUGGUUCAGGAUGCUGGAUUAGCUUUGACAUCAUUGGCAAUUUGUGAGGAAGCACUUGAACGGGAACUUAUUAUAUCAACUUCAUAUGUUCCAGGAAUGGAAGUGACAUUAUCAAGCCGAUUAAAAAGCCUAUAUAGUAUUUAUAGCAAGAUGAAGCGAAAGGAUGUUGGUAUUGAUAAAGUAUAUGAUGCACGAGCAUUAAGAGUAGUCGUGGGAGACAAGAAUGGAACUCUACAUGGACCUGCAAUUCAGUGUUGUUACAAUCUUCUUGAAAUUGUACACAGGCUCUGGACUCCCAUUGAUGGUGAAUUUGAUGAUUAUAUCAUCAAUCCUAAGCCUAGUGGCUAUCAGUCCUUGCAUACAGCAGUACAAGGCCCCGACAACUCACCUUUAGAAGUACAAAUACGAACACAGAGGAUGCAUGAGUAUGCCGAACACGGACUUGCUGCACAUUGGCUAUACAAGGAAACUGGAAAUCCAUUUUCCACCAUAAACAGCAUGGAUGAAUCUGAAAUAGAAGCAUCCUCCUAUUUCUCCGAAGAUAUAAUGGAGGAAAAUUCUUCAAAUAACAUUUUAUUUAGUAAAUAUGAGUCACUGAAGGUUGGGCAUCCUGUCCUCAGAGUAGAAGGAAGCCACCUGCUUGCUGCUGUGAUCAUCAGGUACAUACAAUCUUCUUCUUUUUUUUUUUUUUUUUGUUUUUCUUUGGGCAUGUCAAUGGUCGAUUGCUACUCUGCACUCCCAUUACUUCUUAGAGUAGAAAAGGAGGGAAGAGAAUUGCUUGUUGCUGUCAGCUUUGGGUCAGCAGCUUCAGAAGCAGUGGCCAACAGAAGGUCUUCCCAGAUUAAGCGAUGGGAAGCUUAUGCACAGCUGUACAAAAAGGUGUCGGAUGAAUGGUGGUGUGAACCUGGACAUGGGGAUUGGUGUACCUGCUUGGAGAGGUACAUAUUAUGUCGAGAUGGCAUGUAUCACAAGCAAGACCAAUAUGGCCGCCUCCUGCCAACUUUCAUUCAGGUCAUCAAUUUUACAGAGCAAGAAGAAUCCGAAUAUUGGACUGUUGUAUCAGCCGUGUUCGAAGGCAGGCCAGUUGAUAGUAUUAUAUCUACACCAAACUCAGAAUCAGUUGCAUUAACUCCUGCGGAAUCUAGCAUCAACAACAAGGUGCAAUUGUUAAGGACGAUGCUUUGUUGGGAAGAGCAGCUGCGGUCUGAAGUAAGCAUCACACAAAAGCUUGGUGGAGAGUCUGUCGACUCGCCUGGUGCUCUUAACCUUGGGGAAGUGGUGAUCAUAUGCUGGCCUCAUGGUGAAAUUUUGAGUCUGAGAGGCGGUAGCACAGCUGCUGAUGCUGCUCAGAGAGUUGGUAUGGAGGGAAAGUUGGUUUUGGUUAAUGGCCAAUUGGUAUUGCCCAGUACAGAGCUCAAAGAUGGUGAUGUUGUGGAAGUGAAGAUGUAAAUAAUUCUUCAUGGGUUACAUAUAAGGGCAAGGUUGAUGUCACAUGAUUUUUUUUUUCCUUUUUAUUUAAUAGAAGAAAAAAAAUGUCUGAUGUUAUUGAGUUGGCAGUAAAGAUGUAGGCUUUAGGAUUGAUUUACACACAGCACUGAAAAUAUGUAUCAUUUUGUAUAUAAGAGCUCAUGAGUAAUGAUAAGACAGUUCUUCCCAAUGUCUAAUAUGCUAUUUAUCGGCUCAGGAUCAUACUAAAGCCUUCUUUAUGAUAA